Molecule: messenger RNA, 1698 nt
Organism: Baudoinia panamericana UAMH 10762
Lineage: Eukaryota; Fungi; Ascomycota; Dothideomycetes; Mycosphaerellales; Teratosphaeriaceae
Exons: 10
Coding region: 1-1698 (565 amino acids)
Biological process (GO): xenobiotic detoxification by transmembrane export across the plasma membrane
Molecular function (GO): fluconazole transmembrane transporter activity
Source: RefSeq, a predicted model, not a curated record
AUGUCUGCUAUCUUGCGUGAUACGCCGUUUGGGCAGGCGCUCCGCUACUUCACAGGUGACUCGAUAUUGAAGUAUCCCGAGGAGGAACCGAACUUUGACGUCUCCAAACAUCUACGCAACACAGCUCCCUCCGGAGCUGUUAGCACGAAUCAAAGUCAAAUUGAUCUUGACCAAGAAGACCUGGAGAAGGAUCCAACAGAUGUAGAAAAAGGGAGCAACAUCGACGAUGUUUUGCCAGACUCGACUGCUGUAGCAUCUGCACAUCAUCAUCAUGAUGGAGAGUCUCUAAAGGCCGACACAGUGACGUGGUACAGCGACACCGACCCUGAGAACCCUCAGAACUGGACGACACAACGCAAAGCUUCUUCGUUCCUUCUCAUCUGUCUCCUAACCUUCGCCAUCUACAGCUGCUCCUCGAUCAUUACCCCAGCAGAGUUCACCUUCCGAACACAAUGGGGUGUCUCACCACAAGCCUCGUUACUGGUCCUGUCAAUGUAUGUCCUCGGAUAUGGUUGUGGACCCAUGAUAUUUGCACCUCUCAGCGAGGUACCUAUGCUGGGUAGAAACACGCCGUACAUCGUCUCCUUCGCGAUGUUUUUCAUCAUGACCAUUCCUUGCGCGACUGUAACGAACUAUCCGGGGCUGGUGGUCUGUCGCUUUUUCCAAGGCUUCUUUGGCGGGCCCGUGCUGGCUACAGGAGGAGCAUCAGCUGGUGACAUCUUCCACUUCUGGGCGGUGCCCUAUGGCAUGGCGAUGUGGGCAUGUGCUGGCUACAGCGGACCGGCUCUUGGUCCGGUGAUGAGCGUUUUCGCUAUCGAGGAGCGCACGUGGCGAUGGUCCAUGUAUGAGACUCUCAUCAUCUCUGGAGUUACGUUCAUCUUGAUGUUCUUCCUCUUGCCGGAGACGAAUCCCGAAACAAUCCUGCUUCGACGAGCUCAACGUCUGCGAAGAAUUACGGGCCGCGAUGAUUUACUGUCAGAGACGGAGAAGCGCGACGGUCACUUGACGUGGCAACUUAUCAGCAAUAAGUACAUCAUCAUGCCGUUCAAGAUCCCACUGCUUGAUCCCGCCAUCGGCUUUAUCCAUCUUUACAUUGGCUUAAUUUACGGCAUUUAUUACUCGUUCUUCGAAGCAUUCCCGGUUGCUUAUCUCGAAGUCUACGGCUUCUCCAUACAGUCCAUGAGCAUUGUCUUCCUGACCAUCGGCAUUGGAGCCGCUCUUGCAGCUUUCUUGUACAUUGCGCUCGUCUACUUCAUUUACGAACCAUACACCAAAAAGAACGGAAUCGGACAUCCAGAAUACCGUCUCGUACCGGGCCUUGUUUCGGCCUCGCUGCUGCCCAUUGGGCUGUUCUUGUUCGGCUGGACUGCCCGCCCAGGCAUCAACUGGGCUGUACCUACGCUUGGCGUCUUGAUUUUCGCAUCAACAUCUUUCGUCCUCAUCCAAGUGAUCUUUGUCUACCUUCCUACAAGCUAUCCGCGAUAUGCCGCGAGCAUCUUUGCUGGUAACAAUCUCCUCCGUAGCGUCAUCGCGUGCUGCGCAAUCCAUUGGUCCCUACCGCUCUACGCGAACCUGGGUAUUGGGCGUGGCGUCAGUGUUGUAGGAGGGAUAUGCGCAGGCUGCUUAAUCCCGCUCGUCGCGCUGUGGCACUACGGUCCGACACUGCGAGCAAAGAGCAGAUUUGCCGACACUUAUUGA